GUACCAUCACUAGCCGGAAAGAAGAAGCGCCAAUUGGCGAAAUUGCUAUUGUUAAUUGUUUUUAACGUGAAUUACAAGAUAAGUACACAGAUUAAAAGGCCGGAGAAUGUCGGAAGAAGCGGCUAGCACCUCGUCCUUUGGCUUCAAGAAGCGGAACCUCAAGAAGGGAGCCGGAAUUCGUCGCAAAAAGGAAACCAGCAGUGAUGAAUCUGCAAAAAGCAGCGAGGAAGAGACCAAAGGCAAAGCCAGUGCUCUGGUGCGAGCCGAGAACCGUCGAAAGCGCACGAAUCCCAACUUUCAGAGCACCAAGACGAUGAGCAAAGCAAAGAGACAGGCGGGAGCUACGGGUGAAGACGGCUCAUCAUCCGCCUCAGACGAUGAUAAACUGGGCAUUGCGUACAAAUCCAAGCGCGAGGCGCUGCCCAGUGGUCCCCAAGACCAGGGAGCUACAUCGAUUAACGAAAUGGACACAGAAUUAGAUCGAGAUGCGCAGGCAAUUCAUGCGCGAGCAUUGAAAAUCAACGAGGAGCUGGAGGGCAAGGCGGACGAUAAGAUCUACCGCGGAAUCAACAACUAUGCGCAGUACUACAAGAAGCAGGAUACAGCGGCAGGGAAUGCCAGCUCCGGAAUGGUACGAAGUGGCCCAAUUAGGGCUCCUGCCCAUCUGAGAGCCACGGUCAGGUGGGAUUACCAGCCGGAUAUCUGCAAGGACUACAAGGAAACGGGAUACUGCGGCUUUGGCGACAGCUGUAAGUUUCUGCACGAUCGCAGUGAUUACAAAGCUGGCUGGCAAUUAGAAAUGGAUCACGAGAAUCAGCGAACGGGUGAUGUAGACUCCGAUGGCGAUGAUGGCAAGUAUGAGAUUCACUCCGAUGAAGAAACACUGCCUUUCAAGUGCCACAUCUGCCGACAGAGUUUCGUCAAUCCCGUGGUAACAAAGUGCAAGCACUAUUUCUGUGAAAAGUGCGCCUUGGCCCAGUACAAAAAGUCACAGCGCUGCAUCAUCUGUUCCCAGCAAACAAAUGGUAUUUUCAAUCCCGCCAAAGAGCUGAUAGCUCGCCUUAAGACAAACCCAAUGGAAAACUCAGAUAGCGAUGAGGAGGAAUUUGGGAAAAAGGAGGAUAAAGCGGAAGCAGGGGAGGAAGCUCAGGAGAUUUCUUCGGAUGAUAGUGAUUAGUAUAUUUUCAAAUCAUAUGUACAGGUUGUGAAAAUAAAUAGGGACAUUUUUA
Messenger RNA from Drosophila mauritiana, 1229 nucleotides. RefSeq names its product E3 ubiquitin-protein ligase RNF113A (gene mdlc). Gene Ontology annotation, biological process: snoRNA splicing. The record is from RefSeq and is a predicted model, not a curated record. Lineage: Eukaryota; Metazoa; Arthropoda; Insecta; Diptera; Drosophilidae. The coding region runs from base 107 to 1177 and encodes 356 amino acids. The transcript has 3 exons. Gene Ontology annotation, cellular component: U2-type spliceosomal complex. Gene Ontology annotation, molecular function: metal ion binding.